AUUUAUCACAACUUAGUCUACAAGUUACAACCCCUCCAUCUCUUCUUCAUCAUGGCCAAGUCGAAAUCUGCCAAGCGAAAGCGCAAUGCCCAAGUUGAUCUGCCACAAAAACAUUCCAAGCCCACUUUGAUUCCCACCCCUCCGCCAGAUGGCCGAAGCACCACCACCACUACCACCACCACCCUGGAACCCAAAAAUCUGCAGACUGUGGUCUCCGACGAGGAGCUCGACAUCACCAUCGAGACGCUCAUCACCCUCACCCAGUACCCCAAUCUGACCAAAUCGAAAGCAUGCAAAGAUCUCCGUGUCGCAGUAUAUGAUUUUCGUCAAGCGUGUACGACAGGCGUGAAUAAUGCCGAGGGUGCUAAUCUGACAGCACGAAUCACCGGCGCCCUAGCCGAUGGCAAAUACAUCGACGCCAAGGUCCUGCUCGCAGAGAUGAGAAUUAGGGGGGAACAACCUAAGAUUGGAGCCUUGUGCCGCUGGGUGAGAGAUUUGGACGUUGUCAGCGGUCUCUCAACGCAGCCCGGUAUAGAGGGCAAGGCCCCUGUUGAGCGGAGUGUCAGAGAGCUGGACCUCCUCAGCGUCCUUGACGCCGUUCUCCGCGUCAGUACCCCUAUCGACCUGAGCCCACAAGCUGCCCUCUCGACAUCCCCCAUCGCCUUCCAAUCCAUCUGGGACCUCCGACCGUCAAGCCCACCUCUUCAGGUCUACGCCUCGGUCCAAGACAAAUCCAUCCUCGAAUCGGCCCCCUCCUCUCCGUCCGCCCUCCGGAUCAUCGAGACCACCCCUGGCCCCUUGCGCAAGCCUCCCAACCACCACCCCGCCAUCCUCUACACCACCGCGCCCGAUGCCGUUCCGCUCUCAUCCACCCUCCCCUCUACUCGAUACCACCCUCACCCCUCCGUGCCCGGCCUCGGCCUGGCGCUCGACGUCCUCACGCCCGCCGAAUGCACAUCGAUCAUCGCGGCCGGCGAAUCCGUCGGCUUUCUGCCCGAUGCCCCCCUGCGCGAGGACGGCGACAUGAGUAUCCUGGCUCACAACUUCUACUGGGUGGUCGACACCAUCUUCCAUGACAAGCUCUGGGCGCGCAUUGCGCCCUACGUGCCUGCCUCCAUCAACGGCUGCCGCGUGCGUGGGCUCAACCGCCGCUUCCGCGUCUACCGCUACGUGCCGGGCGCCGAGUACCGUUGCCACAUCGAUGGCGCGUGGCCGCCAUCCGGCAUCACGCCGGACGAUCAAUACGUCUACGACGCCUCGCCUCCGGACAACAAGCAGAGCUCCAUGUACACCUUCCUCCUGUACCUGAACGAUGAGUUCGAGGGCGGCGAGACGACCUUCUUCCUUCCCGCCGCGCGGGAGGGGACGCUCAACGCCUACCCGGUCCGGCCCGUCAUGGGUGCCGUGGCGCUGUUCCCCCAUGGCGAGUCGAACGGAGCCCUGUUGCAUGAAGGCACCGGGGUGAGGAAGGGGGCCAAGUAUAUUAUUCGAAGCGAUGUAGAAUACGAUGUUAGGCCCGCGCAAGGAUGA
Messenger RNA from Aspergillus homomorphus CBS 101889, 1530 nucleotides. Its product is annotated as prolyl hydroxylase family protein. Gene Ontology annotation, cellular component: endoplasmic reticulum. Lineage: Eukaryota; Fungi; Ascomycota; Eurotiomycetes; Eurotiales; Aspergillaceae. The record is from RefSeq and is a predicted model, not a curated record. Bases 52 to 1530 code for a protein of 492 amino acids. The transcript is spliced from 2 exons. Gene Ontology annotation, molecular function: L-ascorbic acid binding; iron ion binding; procollagen-proline 4-dioxygenase activity. Gene Ontology annotation, biological process: peptidyl-proline hydroxylation to 4-hydroxy-L-proline.